This is a messenger RNA of Saccharomyces mikatae IFO 1815, 2016 nucleotides long. RefSeq names its product Esbp6p (gene ESBP6). The transcript has a single exon. Gene Ontology annotation, molecular function: transmembrane transporter activity. Gene Ontology annotation, biological process: transmembrane transport. The coding region runs from base 1 to 2016 and encodes 671 amino acids. The record is from RefSeq and is a predicted model, not a curated record. NCBI's taxonomy places the organism in Eukaryota, Fungi, Ascomycota, Saccharomycetes, Saccharomycetales, Saccharomycetaceae.
AUGAUAUCACAAUCAAAGGACAACGUCUCUGGCUGCUCAGAAAUGGGUUCUGAAACAUCUUCUGAAGUUUCUUCAAUAAAUUCUUCACCGCCUGUAUCGUACUCCAAGGCUUCUAUUGCUGGUCCGGCUCCGCUUUCUGGUCUGCACAGCAUCAAAUCAGACGAUGUCUCGAGAAAAUUGUCUAUAAGUAGAACUUUAACAAGCCGGUUGAAUGAUAUUAAGAAAGCUGUUGAUGACGACAACGCGCAGACGGAGAAGGCUUCUGCAGACGUUAAUAAAAUAUUAGAGUCGAGAUUUGAUGUGGCAGAUGCAAUCAGGCUACAGCAAAACGAGUCACAGCAGUCAAAGCUAAACAUCCCCGUGUCUCGUCCUGGUACUGCAGGCGUCUCAUCGCGGGGACAGUCUUCUUCUUCUUCCUCUUCUAACGAAAAUGUCAGCACAGAAGCUAAGCCUUCCACGGACUCCAAACUCAUGAGGAAUAGGAUAUAUCCAGCCUCCACCGAAGGCUCUGACAAGGAUGUUGAGGCCCAAGGAAUAUCUGAGUUCGAGCCUGAUGAGCCGACUGUGAGGAGAGUGUUCACCAACAAGUCUACCGGGCAGCUGGAACUGCCUCCCGACGGUGGGUAUGGUUGGGUCGUGACAUUCUGUGUGUUUUUGACCAUGUUUUCGACAUGGGGCUGUAACGCAUCCUUUGGUGUCGACCUUGCCUACUAUUUAAAUCACGAUACUUACCCCGGCGCCUCAAAAUAUGACUACGCAUUAAUUGCUGGUCUCACUGUGUUCCUUGGUCAAAUCUUAUCACCAUUUGUAAUGGCCUUGAUGAGGAUAAUCGGUCUACGAACAACCAUGCUUUUCGGCGAUGCCCUGAUGCUUGCCGCGUAUCUCUUGGCCUCCUUUACAACUAAGUUAUGGCAAUUGUAUCUAACUCAAGGUGUUAUGAUCGGUUGUUCAAUAUCGCUGAUAUUUAUUCCAGCAACAACCCUUUUACCAGGAUGGUUUUUGAAAAAAAGAGCCGUCGCAAUGGGUGUCUCAUUGUUGGGUACCGGUGCUGGCGGUGUCGUUUACGGCUUGGCUACAAAUAAAAUGCUUUCAGACUUCGGAAACACAAGAUGGUGUCUUCGUAUCUUAGGUAUUUCAUGUAGCCUAAGUGUUCUCGUUGCUAUUGCUUUGGUGAAGGAAAGAAAUCCUACACCCAUUGUCGGCUUGAGAUCUCCUCGACUCAUGUUUGAGCAACUCAAAGCAAUGUUUUCACUAAAAGUUAUAACCAAGCCAUUCGUAUCGCUGAUUGCCCUGUGGUUCAUGUUCGCAUUGUUUGCCUACAAUUUAAUGGUUUUCACUCUGUCUUCAUAUGCAAUCUCUAAAGGAUUAUCUGCACACGACGCCACCACGUUGACUGCCAUUUUAAAUGGUUCCCAAGCCAUUGGGAGACCUCUAAUGGGUCUUGCAGGCGAUAAGUUUGGUAGGGCAAACGUAACCAUCGUAUUAACCUCUUUGCUAACACUAUACAUGUUUGCCUUUUGGAUCCCUGCACAUACUUUUGUCCAGCUAAUCUUCUUCUCAAUUUUGGUUGGCUCAUGCGUUGGUGUCGCCAACGUUAUGAAUACUGUUUUGAUUGCUGAUAUGGUUAAACCAGAAGAGUUUCUGCCUGCUUGGGCCUUCGUUAAUUACUGCGGUGCCCCAUUCUUAUUGGUGUGUGAGGUGAUCGCACAGGCAUUGACAGUAGAAAACGAUAAGAGCAAUCCUUAUUUGCAUGCACAGAUCUUUUGCGGUUGUUGCUUUAUUGCUGCGCUGAUUUUGAUCUCUAUUCUUCGUGAAUAUUCUAUAAGACUGAAACUAACAGAAAGACAAGCUAUGACAAACGAAAAGUUGAACGAGUGGAAGCCUGGCGAAUACGAUACCGAUUCUACAGAUGAAAAUUGGUCUAAAUUAAGAGAUAGAAAGUCCAAGUAUGACCUUCUUUUGGGUCCUGGGCUCAAAAAAUACUUCCUUAGGAUGGUAUACCCAAUGAAAGUAUAA